AUGGCUCGCGGAAACCAGCGCGACAAGGCUCGUGAGGCCAACCAGAAGAAGCAGGCCGCCAUGAAAAAGGGUCACAAUAUGAGCGGCAGCGAGCUGGCGAAAGCGAAGGAGAUAGCCGCGCAAAAGAUGCGCGAGAAACAGGCAGCCGGUAUGCAUCGACCCGCGACCCAGAGCUGA
Messenger RNA from Parathielavia appendiculata, 177 nucleotides. RefSeq lists its product as uncharacterized. Lineage: Eukaryota; Fungi; Ascomycota; Sordariomycetes; Sordariales; Chaetomiaceae. The transcript has 2 exons. The record is from RefSeq and is a predicted model, not a curated record. Bases 1 to 177 code for a protein of 58 amino acids.